AUGACCGAUCGUCGAUUGCAGUUGGUUGUACUGGCAUUUAUCACCUUCGCUAUUUUCUCCGAGGCAGUUUCAAAUCUUAAAACUCGUCUUAAUCGUCCAGCUUUCGAAUUUUUCUCAAAAACUGCACAUCAUGUGAUUGACGUUGAAGUGCCGAAGAUCUCACUGCCAGAUAUCACGCUCGAUAUUCAUGCUGGACCCGGCAAAGGCACUGUCUCAGCCUAUGACUUGAAAAUUAACAAAUUUCAGUCUCCAUUAUUUGAGUUCGUCCUGACUGAUGAAGGAAUAGCAUGGACAUCACGACAAGGCACAGUCAAACUAAAAGGCAGAUGGCAGGCUGAAUACACAAUUUUGCUUCCGGUAAAAGCUUCCGGAUGGAUGAAUGUGUUAGCCUCAGAUAUUCAAAUGAACGUUUCCGCCAAAGCGAUAGCCUUUGAUGAUCGACCUCAAAUCGAAGUCGGAGAGUGCGAAGCAAACGUUGGAAAUUUUGAUCUUGAGAUUGGAGGCGGUGUUCUGCCUUGGUUGGUUAAUCUAUUCCGAGCUGAUGUAUCGCGUGCAGUUCAAAAAACUAUUCAUGAACAGGCCUGUGAGGCUGCCCAGUCCAUUCUGCUUACCAAUUUUAACAAUUUUCUUCUUUCCUUGCCUCUGCACCUACCAGUUGGUCAAGAUUUUUAUGUCGACUACGCUGUAGAGAAAAAUCCAAAUUUUACGAGCAAAUAUGUCGAAGCUGAAGCUGCCGCCGAGAUAUUAUACGAAGAUCACUCGUGUCAUCCAGAAAGAAUUGAAGGAUGGACAGAUAUGAUUUUUCAAAAUUAUUAG
Molecule: messenger RNA, 816 nt
Organism: Cylicocyclus nassatus
Lineage: Eukaryota; Metazoa; Nematoda; Chromadorea; Rhabditida; Strongylidae
Source: the annotation of a GenBank genome assembly